UUGAUGGGGCCUGUGGACAGCAGCCAGUAUUUUGACUGGUGAUGGUUUUAUCUCACCUGGAUUUCCCAGGUGGCUUGCUUCCUCUUACUCUACUCACCUUUCACCUCACUUCUCAAAUUCCUGUCUUCUUUACAUUAGAAAGUAUUAGUGAGCAUCCUUGGUACUUUGUCUACCUGGCAUCUUGCCCCAGGGGAUGAAAUUAGAUGCUGUUCUCCGGCGCAGGCUUCUAUCUCACUGAGUUGUUUUGAAGUUUAUGGUAUGAAGUUGUAUUUAAUUUUUUUCUUUUCUUUUUUUUAUUUGCUGGUUUUUACUAUUCUUUUAUUCAUGUCAUAGUAAUUGCGGUGUGGGAGAACGGUCCUAUGAUCCAGAUUUAUUAUAAUUUUUACGUGUUUGUCCUCUACACGCUGUUUCAACCGCAGUCCUUCUGAAUGUGUUCCUGUAGGAACUGCAGAUUAUAAAAUCUGCAAAUAAAUCCCCACGGUUACCAAAGACGACAGAACAAUGAAAGCAAACACUCGGAGCGACUUGCUAAUGAAUAACAGCCACACCUUUUAUAUUUACGGUGUGCUGUUGCCUUACUCCAUUUUCAUUAAGCCCCAGCAGGGCAGCAUCUGCCUCUCCGCCCGCACCCGCAGAUCUAAGUCUGAGCUUGGCCCGCAGCAGACACCCAGAAAUGUUUGGAACGAAGAACGACUGUCACCCCCCCUUUACAGACCGGAAGACUGGGGUCCCAAACAUUGAGGACCUCGUCCAAGGCCACAUAUCUGAAGCUGGAAGAAAAUGGGCAAACGGGAAAGCGGGACGCAAGGCGGACAACGAGCGUACGUGGGACCGGGGCCUGUCGGGGAACGCGCUCUGGGCGGAUCCCCCGGGAGGCGGUGACUCGGACCCGCUCAGCCACCACCUGCCGGGCAGCUUCCGCCCCAGUGGGCCACGCGGUUGCCAGGGAAACAGCAGGAGCGCCACGCAGGCGCAAAGCAUGCAGGGGCGGAAAGCGCGCUGGCGGCCGAGCGGACCCGCGCUGCGCAGGCGUAGCGUCUCCGUUGCUAGGUUCCGCCUCGCCUCUGGCUCGCGGCCAUAGUAAGGUUCUGGAGCCUCGCGGUGGAGAGGAGAACGCUGGAAUCCCCCUCUCUGGGGCUGUUCGCACCCCUGGCUAUUGCUUUUCCCUUUUCUAAGUGAGAGGAUAUCCCCAGUCCCAGUCCCUCUCCAGAAGGACCUUCCGCCAGCGCCUCUGGUGGUCUCCUGACUUCUGCAGCCAGCUUUCAGAGGGCGACAGAAGAGCUUCCAGGCGGGCGAGGAAAAGAGGGAAAGUAGCCAGCAUGUCGAACGCAAUGUAUAAUAAGAUGUGGCAUCAGACCCAGGAAGACCUCGGUUCUUUGCUUGUCAAAGAAGCCGAGAAGAGGACGGAGCCGCUCGGAACCCAAGCUUUCAUCUUGCAGCUGUUGGCCACCUUCUACGUCAACUACGUGCAGAUCUUCAGGGACCUGGAGGAUGUCUAUGACCAGAUGGUCCAUCCGCAGAAGCGAAUCCUGAUCCGAAAAAUCCUGGACGGAGUGAUGGGUCGCAUCCUGGAGCUGAAGCACGAGAUGGUCGAGUUGGAGUUGACUGAGUUUCAGUAUUUUGAUGACAUCUUACAGGAUCUCAAAUUGGCUCCUCAGCAAUUAGAUAUUCCCAUACCCAAGUAUUUUUUGAAGGAGAAGUUGGAAGUCGUAAAAGGAAGAGAAAAAAUCCUCUCUCAAAUAUUAGCCGACACUGGAUUCAGCUUAUCCGACAAGAAAUACCCUAUAAAGCCUAUGCCCCUGGAAGAGGCAGUUAAAGUGAUCCAGGUUUCCGAGAGGGCACGGCAAGGGCGCCUCCGAGCCAUGUUCAUGAAGCAAAUCUAUCUUCAAGACUGCAGAGCGAAGCAGGCCAGGUUGUCUGGCGAGAAGUUUGCAGACAUGGGGGCUGCCGCGCUGCGUAUCCAGAAGGUGUGGCGAGGCUUCCGUCAGUGCAAGAGAACCGAGAGGGAGAGAGAAGAGGAGAUGAUAUUCCUGGGCAUGAAUCCACCUCCUUCCUUUCACGAAGUCAGCGAUGCAGUGCUCCAGGCUGACAGGGUGGCCCACCUGAGGAACGAGGUGCAGAUGAGGCACGAAGAGGAGUACAGGGACGCCUUGGUUACCAUCCAGGACAACCUGAGGCUGAUGGAAGGUCCUGACAUCAAGGAGAACCUUCAGGAUCAGAUCCGGCAUUGGUUCAUCGAGUGCAGGAACUUAACAGGCUCGUUUCCCGACUACCCUAAGGAAGAAGAAGGAGGUUCAGCUGUUAUUUUUUCCAACAAGACCCCACAGCAGGUGAUUGAGGAUAUUCUUGAAAGCCAAGAGGAGGAGGAAAAAAGCAAAAAGAAAAAGAAGAAAAAGGAAAGUAAACCUGAAAAAGAAAAGGAAAAGAAAGAAACGAAGGAAAAAAAUAAGGAAGAAGAGGAGGAGUGGAAAAUGUCACCGAGUGUGUUCCUUCCUACGAUGGAGGAAGGAAACAACACCUACCGAGACCUGUGGAAGAACAGAGAUGAAUCCUGGAAUUUCCCCCAGGGCUACGAUCCUGAAAUGAUCAAAGAGGUGAAACGGAAGGAGGUGGAGUCAGAGAUCAGGAUGCAGGUUGAUGAGUUGAUGAGACAAGAACUGAAAAACUUAAAACUAGCUGUGAACAGAGAAAAGGAAUCAGCGGCCAAACCAGGAAAGAAGAAUAAAGGUAAAAAGAAAAAUAAAGGGAAGAAAGGCAAGAAAGGCAAAAGGGGGAAGAAGGAUAAAGACCUGACGGCUGACAGGACCACUGAGUCGCUGUAUAAGGAGCUGGUGGAAGAAGGCUUACUCAUCCAGUCUCUGAAAGUCAACCUCUCUGACUACAUUGGUGAGUACAGCUACCUGGGCACCACUCUUCGCCAGGUUUCCAUAGAGCCCAUGCCUUCCCUCCUGGACGUCCGACAGCUCGUCACCCUGUAUGGGAUCCUGCCACUAGGUUCUGCCGCGGUGCAUGAGAAAGCUCCUCUGGUGAAAUCUCUGUUGCUGGCCGGGCCGUCUGGGGUGGGGAAGAAGAUGCUGGUCCAUGCCAUCUGCACGGAAACAGGAGCCAACCUCUUCGACUUGUCCGCAGCGAACAUUGCUGGGAAGUACCCUGGCAAGAGUGGCCUCCAGAUGAUGCUGCACCUGGUCUUCAAGGUGGCCCGCCAGCUCCAGCCCUCCGUGGUGUGGAUCGGAGACACAGAGAAAAUCUUCUACAAAAAAGUCCCCCAGGCGGAGAAGGCGAUGGAGCCUAAACGCCUAAAAAAACAACUUCCCAAAAUCCUGAAACUCCUGAAACCAGAGGACAGGAUUCUGAUCGUGGGGACAACACACAGACCUUUCGACGCUGAGCUUCAGUCUUUUUGCAGAGUUUACCAAAAAAUUAUUUUGGUUCCCAGACCAGACUAUGCUUCCAGAUACGUUUUGUGGAAACAGAUCCUUCAGCGCAACGGCGGAGUCAUCACUGAAGCCCUGAAUGUCAGCUGCCUGGCGAAGAUAUCAGACGGCUUCACCCAGGGCGACAUUGUCCACGUGGUCAAGCAGGUGCUCACAGAGCGGAGGGUCCGGCAGCAGCAGUAUAAGCCGCUCAUGGCCGUGGAGUUCGUCGCGGCGCUCACCAGCAUGAGUCCCGUCUACCAGGAGGAAGAAGACAGCUUUAAGAACUGGUACGCCAAGACCCCUAUGGGCAAAAAGCGAGCCUUGGUGUUAACAGGGGGUAACCCAGAAAAUGAAAAGGACAAAGGGAAAAAGAAGGAAAAUAAAGGAAAAAAGGAGAAAAUGAAAAAGUAAUGGCUUUCCAAGGAGCCAUCCUUGAGUCUCUGAGGGAUGGAAAUGGCCUGACUCUCCAAGAAUGAGAUUCCCCACUGUCUUCUGCCCAUCCGAAGACCCUGGCUGAUGCCACCAAGGCCAGCAGCCCCGCCCUUGCUCGGUUAGAUCUUCACAGGCCUUCCACCAAGUCCAAGUGCACAACAGUUGUCUCUAGACUCAUAAUGGUUUCUUAAUCUAUGUGGGGUUUGCUUAUAACUGAAAUUCCCUCUUCACACACCCCACAAUCCUUCCGGCUUGGACACUUCAUCUCAUCAGGACUAGUUGCCAAAUUUAAAAUUUGACAGCGAGAAAAUACUCUAUUUCGACAACUAGUAAGUUCAGCCUGUCAUUGGCACUACUGGCUUUUUACUAAUCCAUAUAUACUGUAUAUUAUCUUGCAUAUACUUUAAUAAAUUAAUUACUCGAUCUAUUCAUAUAUUUUAUAUAAGGGAAUAAAAAUGGUUUUUCUUGAACUGACUGAGGAGUCUGGUUGCUGGAGCUAAAAAAAAAUCUUUAAAAGGAACUCAUUUAAUCUUCUGACUUUGAAGAUGGGAAACUAAGGCCCAGGGUCACAGUUCAUAUUUGGCACAUUGGGACCCAAGUCAUUGCCUCUUAAUUCCCAGUUUACUGCUCUUGAGAAGCAGCAGAGCACCCGCAAGCCAGUGGCUGGAUGAAAACUAUGGCAUAAAGGCAGGACAAAAAGAGGAGAAGAGAAACCCCAGUAAAGAAUCAAGAAACACUAAAUAAGAAAAAAGACUAAAGAAAAGGAAGGGGAGGGCCAAC
Molecule: messenger RNA, 4628 nt
Organism: Sus scrofa (pig)
Lineage: Eukaryota; Metazoa; Chordata; Mammalia; Artiodactyla; Suidae
Gene: DRC11
Product: IQ motif containing with AAA domain 1
Molecular function (GO): ATP binding; ATP hydrolysis activity
Source: RefSeq, a predicted model, not a curated record